This is a messenger RNA of Asparagus officinalis (garden asparagus), 1384 nucleotides long. RefSeq names its product chloroplastic group IIB intron splicing facilitator CRS2, chloroplastic. The transcript is spliced from 11 exons. The record is from RefSeq and is a predicted model, not a curated record. NCBI's taxonomy places the organism in Eukaryota, Viridiplantae, Streptophyta, Magnoliopsida, Asparagales, Asparagaceae. Bases 1 to 1140 code for a protein of 379 amino acids. Gene Ontology annotation, molecular function: peptidyl-tRNA hydrolase activity.
AUGUUUGCGGAUCAUGCGGAGCUGUUGGUUGUCCUGGAAGGCAUUCGCUAUGUUCAGCGUAUGAGCUGGAGGAUUUUAGUGGUGAAAAUUGACUCUCUAAAUGUUAUCUUCUUGGUGGACUAUCCUUCUCCUUUUGCUUCAUUGGCUCCUAUUGCAGAUGAAGUUCGCGCUGGUCUGACUAUUACUGUUUGCUCUAAAGUUUCUUAUGUAAAGCGCACUGGUGAUAGAGCGAUAUAUCAGCCAAUAUUUCAUAUAUUGCUUAUAAGAGCAAUAUUUACAGACUGGUCCAAUUGGGGGUGGGGGGAGCUCGAAGCAUACGAAAUAAUUGCACCGUUAAACCGUUCGUAUAGUAGCCCACCCCAACCCGACCCGGCCCAAUCAAACGAGCUCGCUUCCAUCACUCAUCUCCCCUCUUCUCCCUUCACUCCUCUCUCCAAAAACCCUAACCCUAGACUCAACCUCCACCCCCUCUCCAGGGAGCGCCGUCGCAGUCUCCGCAUCUCGUCGUCCAUUCCCGAUGCGAACGAGGGGGCGAAGGUGGAGUACACUCCGUGGCUCAUCGUCGGCCUCGGCAACCCAGGGAGCAAGUACCACGGAACAAGACACAAUGUUGGGUUUGAGAUGGUGGAUAGGAUUUCACAAGAUGAGAAGAUCCCACUGAAUACGAUCCAAUCCAAGGCUUUGAUAGGAGUUGGUGCAAUUGGGCAAGUUCCGAUUUUGCUGGUGAAGCCGCAGGCUUACAUGAACUUCAGUGGCGAGUCGGUUGGGCCACUUGCUGCAUAUUACCAGGUUCCCUUGCGACAUGUCCUACUGAUCUAUGAUGAAAUGAGCUUACCAAAUGGUGUCAUGAGGCUUCAACCAAAGGGAGGCCAUGGGCAUCAUAAUGGAGUGAAAAGCGUCAUGGAACACUUGGAUGGUUGUCGUGACUUUCCGAGGCUAUGCAUAGGCAUUGGGAACCCACCUGGGUCUAUGGACAUGAGAGCUUAUUUGCUACAGAAAUUUAGUUCCGAGGAACGCACACAGGUGGACUCUGCUUUGGAGCAAGGGAUGGAGGCUGUGAGGACUCUCGUACUCAGAGGUUUCAACGGAAGCAUCAAUCGGUUCAAUCUGACACAGAAGUACAAGUAUCACAAAGUUUAGUGCGGUUCAGUUACGUCCAUAAUUCUUCUGAAGAGUAGAUCUACCAUUUGUAUACUUGCAUAUACAAACACUAGGUCCAGUGCUCCUGCAAAUUUGGUUGCAUAGUGUGUGUAUCAUAUAUUCAAUUUUUCCUCGUUUAGUGAAAGAGCAGAUCAUGUAUUCAUAGCAAUUUCAUAUAUUUUAACUGUUUUGUAAUAUUCUGAGGAUCUAAAGGUCUUGAGAUGCAUGAAAAUGAGUUUUGCUU